Molecule: messenger RNA, 1020 nt
Organism: Drosophila navojoa
Lineage: Eukaryota; Metazoa; Arthropoda; Insecta; Diptera; Drosophilidae
Gene: unc-119
Product: unc-119 lipid binding chaperone
Biological process (GO): nervous system development; lipoprotein transport; cilium assembly
Cellular component (GO): cilium
Molecular function (GO): lipid binding
Source: RefSeq, a predicted model, not a curated record
UCGCGUUCGUUUUUUUGUGUUUUCAUUUUCCGAGAUUCGAACUUUGUUUCCAUUCGCCUUUGUUAUGGAAACUUUGAGCACAUGUUUCGUCUGAAACGCAACUGGACCCACUAGAGAAAAUCCCUCUCCCUCUCACGACUCCGAGCGUCAUGAGUGUCGUUGGCAAGCAACUGAAUCCCGUGCAAUCAAAUUCGGCCGCCGCCGCCGCCGCCGCUGCUGCCUCCUCCUCGGCAGCUGCAGUCGCUCCGGGCAGCAGCAGCAGCAACAGCAGCAGCUCUGAGUCGAACGGCGCUAAUGCUGCAGCUGGCGUCGCCGCUGGCAUCGGCAUUGGCGCCGGCGACGCCAAGCGCAAGGAGGAAUCCAAUGUGACACCGGAGGAUGUGCUGCAUCUGACCAAAAUCACAGACGAUUAUCUGUGCUCGGCGAACGCGAAUGUGUUCGAAAUCGACUUUACACGCUUUAAGAUACGCGACCUGGAGAGCGGCGCCGUGCUCUUUGAGAUAGCCAAGCCGCCCAGCGAGCAGUUCCCAGAUGGCCUCUCCGUCGAGGACACCAUGCUGGCCGCCGCCGAGGAUCUGUCGCUCGAUGACACUGCCGAUCCCAAUGCCGGGCGCUAUGUGCGCUACCAAUUCACGCCAGCCUUUCUCAACCUGAAGACAGUGGGCGCCACUGUCGAGUUCACUGUGGGCAGCCAGCCAGUUAACAAUUUUCGCAUGAUCGAGCGUCACUUCUUUCGCGACCGCUUGUUAAAGACUUUCGACUUUGAGUUCGGCUAUUGCAUUCCACACUCCAAGAACACUUGCGAGCACAUCUACGAGUUCCCCAAUCUUCCGCCAGAUCUCGUUGCUGAAAUGAUAUCCAGUCCGUUCGAGACACGCUCGGACAGCUUUUACUUUGUGGAGAAUCGACUCGUCAUGCACAACAAGGCGGACUACGCCUACGAUGGGGGCAAACCUACCUAAAUCUACGCUAAGAAUUGAUGCAGCAGCUACACUAUAACUAAAACCUAUAGCAGCAAAA